AUGACGAAAUCACCAAUCGAGAUUGUCUUGGGCGUAGCCAACAUCGGCGACACGUCCAUCGAUCCAACAGCCAGGUUUGACUCCCCGGCAGAAGUCCAGGCAUUUCUCGAGCCUUUCUAUGAGAGAGGAUACCGUCAAAUCGACACUGCCAGAGGUUACUCACCACAUGCGCCGCUAUCCUGCGAGCCUCGACUCGGCGCAGCAAAUGUUGGUGAUAAGUUCGUCAUUGGCACUAAAGUCGUUUCUCGCCCAGAUGGCGCUCAUUCAAAAGAUAAAAUUGCUCAGAGCAUUAAUGACUCUCUAGAGGCUUUGAAAGUCUCUCAGGUUGACAUUAUGUACUUGCACCAGCCCAACCGAACCGUUCCUUUUGAGGAGACGGCAGAAGCUAUGGAUAAGGCUUACCGAGAGGGAAAAUUCAAGCGAUUUGGACUGUCCAACUACACGGCCGCUGAGGUCGAGCAGUUUCUCAAGAUAUCCGAGGAACGAGGUUUUGUAAAGCCGACUGUGUACCAGGGACAGUAUAACCUGGUUGUGAGGACGGGAGAAAAGGAACUGUUUCCCCUGCUUCACAAGCACAACAUUGCAUUUUAUGCAUGGAGUCCUGCCGCUGCGGGUCUCUUCAACGGAAACCACAAGAACGUUCAAGCUGGAGGCCGCUACGAUACCUCGAACUACCUGGGCAAAUUCUAUGCUUCAAAGUAUAUCAAGCCAAGCAUCGAGGCUGCCACCGACCGAGUGCGAGAAAUCGCCGCCAAGCACAACAUCUCUGGCCACGCAGCUGCACUGAGAUGGACUGCUCACCACAGUGCUCUUUCAGCCGAGUAUGGCGAUGGAAUCAUUAUUGGUGCUUCGACCAUUGAGCAGUUGAAGCAGAAUUUGGAUAUUUUUGAGCAGGGACCGCUUCCGCAGGAGGUUGUCGAUGCGAUUGAUGCUGUUUUUGCCGAGAUUGGAGAUGAUGCGGUUGCGUAUCAUAACUAA
This is a messenger RNA of Trichoderma aggressivum f. europaeum, 978 nucleotides long. RefSeq lists its product as uncharacterized. The transcript has 4 exons. Gene Ontology annotation, molecular function: oxidoreductase activity. The record is from RefSeq and is a predicted model, not a curated record. Lineage: Eukaryota; Fungi; Ascomycota; Sordariomycetes; Hypocreales; Hypocreaceae. Bases 1 to 978 code for a protein of 325 amino acids.